Cucurbita moschata (crookneck pumpkin) is the source of this 641-nucleotide messenger RNA. RefSeq lists its product as uncharacterized. The record is from RefSeq and is a predicted model, not a curated record. Gene Ontology annotation, cellular component: chloroplast. Lineage: Eukaryota; Viridiplantae; Streptophyta; Magnoliopsida; Cucurbitales; Cucurbitaceae. Bases 1 to 462 code for a protein of 153 amino acids. The transcript is spliced from 4 exons.
AUGGCCCAGCCCAAAUUGCUGCUUCUUGGUUUGGAUCACUUCAAAUUUUUGGACCAAUGGACCAAUUUUUGGUGUAACGCUUACCAAAUAAGCGGAUUUGAUCAGCUGAUGAUCCUAGCUUUUGUUUCAAUAUACCAAGAUCUUGUGGCUCCAUCCCUGUGGGCUGAAGUUGAUUUUCCAAUAGCCGCCGCCGCUCGCCUCUCGCCGCCCGCCGCUUGCCGCCGCACCUCCGCCAUGGCCUCCCCCUACGAUCCCACUUCUCGGGAGGCGUUUCCUAAGAAGAAAUCAGCCCCAUUCAAGUUCUUGGUUCCUCUCAUCUAUGCCCCUGUUCUUCCUCUCAUUAGAAUUGCGCUGCGGAAGAAUCCUGUUGUGAGGGAUCGGCUUUUCACGGCGGUUUUAGCUGGUGCUUUUGCCCAUGGCUUUUACCUGGUAACUGAUAUCUACGACGCCGAGAGCAAGUGAUACUUGGAUACCCAUAAUUCUUAGUAUCAUAGCUUACUCUAAUGGUAAUAAAUACGGUACAUUAUCGAUGGAUGCCCUUUGUUUACUCAGUCUCUGAGCACUCUGCCUUUGAAAAUUUUGUGUAUUACUUGCUACACUUCAUUAUUGUUCAAAUCAAUUAAUGCUUUCCUUUUUCUUCA